Egretta garzetta (little egret) is the source of this 1134-nucleotide messenger RNA. RefSeq lists its product as uncharacterized. The coding region runs from base 14 to 991 and encodes 325 amino acids. The record is from RefSeq and is a predicted model, not a curated record. NCBI's taxonomy places the organism in Eukaryota, Metazoa, Chordata, Aves, Pelecaniformes, Ardeidae. Gene Ontology annotation, molecular function: calcium ion binding. The transcript is spliced from 5 exons.
GGAGCGAUGCUCCAUGGAGGAGAGGGAGCGAUGCCCCAUGGAGGAGAGGGAGCGAUGCCCCAUGGAGGGGAGGGAGCGAUGCCCCAGGUGCUGCCUGCUCCCUGCCCCAAGGCUGCCCCAGCUCCGGCUGCUCGCUGAGCUCCCCUCCAUCCCCGCGCUGCCCCGCAGUCGUGGCGUGGGCUGGACCUGGACCAUAACGAGGACCAUAACCUGGACCAUAACGAAGCGUCAGGGCAGGUACAGGAGCGACGAACCACAUCACCCAUUGGGAAAACCCAGCAUCAUCCCAUUGGAGACCCUCACCCAACCCCUUUUGCAUGUUCCGGAAAAACCCCUCUUCCAUCAUCUCCGCAAAGACCCCGAACUCUGCAGGAAGUGGGAGCAGCUAGUUCCUGGAGCCGGGCGAGAAACUGCCGCCUGGGCGUGCUGCGUAGCCUUGCACAAUUCCUGGGGUUAUUGCCCCGAAGGAAACAGGAGGGUGUCACGGAUUGUAGCUCAGGGAGGGUAUAAAAGAUCCCUCACCUCCACCGCUCCUCACUACUUCUGCCCGCUCCUCUCCUCCCGUGCACCGCCAUCUCCAGAAGUCAGCCCCAGCACUCCUUGUAGCAAGAUGAAAUCAUGCCUGGAGCUCGCCUUGGAGUGCGUCGUUGGUAUCUACCACCAGUAUGCUGUAAGGUGGCCAAUAGAUGACUACCUGAGCAGGCGCGAGUUCUCAUUGCUGCUGAAGGAGACUGCCCAGCCCUUCCUCUAUGACACCAAACCGCCUAACAUGACCUUUGAUGACUACAUCAACAAGCUCUUCAUCAGAGCAGACCGCAACUGCGAUGGUCGCCUGAAGUUCACAGAGUUCCUAACUACGUUGAUUCUUAUAUACAUUGACGCCCACAAUAAGUCCCAUCAGCAUAUCGGAAUCCUUGAUGAGCAUCAAGGUGCUGGUCAUGACCAUGGCCAUGACCAUGGCCACGACCAUGGCCACGACCAUGGCAAGUGAAGGGGUUCCCAGGGUGACUGCGCCCAUGGGACUGUACUCUUCCAGCAGCACAAUCCCUUCCAUUUGCCUACGGACACAGACAAACCUGUGACCAAAGCUUUGUCAUCUGCUUCUGCCUAUGGCACCGAAAUAAAAUUUCUUUC